Messenger RNA from Epithele typhae, 1074 nucleotides. RefSeq lists its product as uncharacterized. The record is from RefSeq and is a predicted model, not a curated record. Bases 1 to 1074 code for a protein of 357 amino acids. NCBI's taxonomy places the organism in Eukaryota, Fungi, Basidiomycota, Agaricomycetes, Polyporales, Epitheliaceae. The transcript is spliced from 3 exons.
AUGGCCGAUUCGGUCGUCAUCUCUCCUGUCGACGGACUCCCUCGCCCUGCGUACCCCUCCUUGGCUCGCGACAUCUGCAUCGAGCUCUGGAUCGACCAAGAAGGUUUCCGUGCCAUCCGCCCGAAGUUCCACCUCGCUGGGUACACCAACCCCGCCCUCCUAGACAGCCCAUCCGCCUCGCCCCGGUCCCUGACUGAUGUCUUGACUCAAGGCCUCGUCCAGCUCCACCCCGUCGGGCUCGAAACCUCGACCUACCACCACGGCGCGCUCGACGGCGUCCCGACCCUCCGCCGGCUCACGCUCGCCGACCGCGAGGACAAGGACUACAUCUCCCGCCAGGCCCGCCUCUCCGUCCGCGCCAACGGCGUCUACGUAGUCUCGGGGGCAGAGCCUUUCGACCUCCCCUUCGUCCCCACCUCCGCGCGCCCGACCCUGGUCUGGCGCUUCGACUUCGCGUGCGCGCCGGGGCUGCUGCACCCCGCGCGCGGGACGCCGAUCGGGCUCCUCGCCGUGCUCCGCAAGCGCAUCGCGCCCAAGCUCGCCGCCGCGCCCCUCGCCCCGCACGCCGCCCGCACGCGCCGGCGGGAGCGCGACGCGGUCGCGUGGCCGUCGGCGUCGUCCGGCGCGGGCGUGCUCAAGGCGGCCGCGCUCGGGCUUCAAGGACACCGGCGCGUGCGGUCAAGCGAGCCGGCGGGCUCGGGGUCUCUAGGGGCGCCGCCGGCGACGACGAGGGCGAGCAGCGACGGGGGCGCGUGUGGUGCCGAGGAGACGAUGCGAUCCUCCGUCUCGUUUACGUACACCACCUCCUUCCUCCCCGUGGCCGGGCCCGUCCCUUCUGCGAGCACCGUCGCCAGGUCGGACACCGUGGCGUCGAAGCGGGGUUCGCGGCAGAUCAUUACGCGGGAGGAGCUCGCUGCGAUCCUCGCCUCGUUCCCGAGCCCGAAGGACGGUGGGGAGAAGCAGGUGGGAGUCGAUGGCUCGGUGCCCACCGCGCUGAGUCCGCCGAGCUACUAUAAACACCGCCGCACGCAGUCGGAGACGUUGGUGGCGAACGAGAUGGGUGUGAUGGUUUGA